Messenger RNA from Drosophila eugracilis, 1185 nucleotides. RefSeq names its product protein starmaker-like. NCBI's taxonomy places the organism in Eukaryota, Metazoa, Arthropoda, Insecta, Diptera, Drosophilidae. Bases 1 to 1185 code for a protein of 394 amino acids. The transcript has 4 exons. The record is from RefSeq and is a predicted model, not a curated record.
AUGAACGGAAACAUAGCAAGUAAUAUUAAUAUCGUGGGCAGUGUAAGCCCCGAACACGGGACUCCUCUCUUGAAUGAAGUAAACGCAGAUUCUUCUCAAGAAAGAGGCAAGGAGGAGGAGGUCAAGAAAGAGGAUUUAAUUUCCCUUUCUCAAAACUUAUUUGCAACUGGCGAGGAAUGCAAAAAAGAAGAAUAUACCGAUGAACUUCUCUGCUCUGAGGUUAUAAACUUCCAAGAAGAUUCUGAUAAGGAAAACAACUUCCCGAAUCGAACGCCGAAACAGUCCUCGAGUUCUGAAAAAGCCGCCAAAAAACGCAAGAAAAACAAAUUUUUGAACCCGAUCAAAAACGGUUUUCUAACUGAAACUGCAGAGGAUUUCGUAGGCAGGGACCAAGACAAACAGGAAAUACGAGCUUUGUUUCCAUUACCAGUCGAUCCUCUGAAAGAAAGCCAUCCUGUAGAAGCUGACAUAAAAGGACCUGAGCAAGAAGAGAGAGUAGUUUCUCUAUCUAAUAAUACAUCAGAAGUAAACCAGAUUGCAGCUGCUAGUAUCGGCAAUAGGGAGUCGGAUAAGGAUAUUCCAAAGACCAAGAAUUUCGAACUCAGAUAUAAUUUGCCAUAUUAUUCACGCGACUUAUACAACUAUCCACGUCGCGAAAGGGCGGUGGAUGAAGAUUCGGAUACUACCGAGGAAUUCGUUAGGUCAGAUUAUUUCUCUUCUGACUCAUCUGCGGCUUCCUUGAGAUGCAAUUCUGAGGCCGAAGAGCAAACAAGAAAUAACAACGAAUACUAUUUAGAUAACGAGCGCCCAUAUAUAAACGGCGAAGCGAAUUCGGUUGCCAGAAAUAUACAAGAAUUUUUAUUUGGAUCGCGAAUCGAGGAAGAAGUAGAGAAAUCGGAAGAGGAACUCGAAACCACAGAGAGCGAGGAUUCUGAGGAGGAACUCGAAAAUCCGCCAGGUUUCUCGGACACCGAUACUGAUACUGACACGGACUCAGAGGAUCCUCCCGGAGCAUCUAAUUCUGACAAACAACCUGAGCAGGAACACCAAACUCCUGAAGGCGAAAACGACAGAGACUCGGCACCUGACGAAUACGGUCCAGAUUCUAAGCAGGAUCACGAAGCAAACCUUCCUUCUGAAACAGAAAGUUCCUUGGAAUACUUCACAAAGAUAUCAAUAAAGUGA